CGAGGCAUGAGAUAAGAGGCCGGGCCACAUAGGCACUGUGGAUUUAAGAAGCUACAAAGCAAGGACGUCUCCACCUCCUGCCCUCCUCUCCGCGUCUCCAGGCUGCUUCAGCUCAAGAAGAGACUCCAGUGCUGGCCCUUAGUCCUCUCUGCGGCUGGCACUAAAGAGCAGUGCCACCGAGAACCGCAAGGCAGAACUUAACCUGCAGGGACAAUGCCCUGCCCAUCAAGGCCCAGUGACUUGGUUUUCUUUGUGAAUGGGAGGAAGGUGAUAGAGAGGAAUGCAGACCCAGAAGUGACACUGCUGACCUUCCUACGAAAGAACUGGAUCCUUUGUCUCACAGGGACCAAGUAUGCCUGCGGAACAGGAGGCUGUGGCGCCUGCACUGUGAUGGUGUCGGAGCAUGACCCCAUAUCCAAGAAGAUAAGGCAUGUCUCUGUCACCGCCUGCCUGGUGCCCAUCUGCUCACUGUAUGGAGCUGCUGUCACCACCGUGGAAGGUGUUGGAAGCAUCAAAACCAGGCUUCACCCGGUGCAGGAGAGGAUUGCCAAGAGCCAUGGCACCCAGUGCGGAUUCUGCACCCCUGGGAUGGUGAUGUCCAUGUACACGCUGCUCAGGAACCAUCCACAGCCCUCAGAGGAGCAGCUCAUGGAAGCCCUGGGAGGUAACCUGUGCCGCUGCACUGGGUAUCGGCCCAUUCUCGAGAGCGGGAAGACCUUCUGCGCGGAGUCAAAUGGCUGUCAACAGAACAGAACAGGAAAAUGCUGCUUGGACCAGGGAGAAAAUGGGUCCUCGUCCCCCGGCAGAAAGAAUGUCCUUUGCACGGAGUUAUUUUCGAAAGAGGAGUUCCAGCCUUUGGACCCUACCCAGGACCUUAUAUUCCCUCCAGAGCUCUUGAGGAUGGCAGAGAACCCAGAAAAACCAACCCUGACUUUUUAUGGAGAGAGAGUGACUUGGAUCUCCCCUGGGACCCUCAAGGAGCUCCUGGAGCUGAAAGUGAGGCACCCGGAAGCCCCUGUCGUCCUGGGCAGCACCUCGCUGGGACCUGCAAUGAAAUCUCAAGGACAUUUUUACCCGAUUCUCCUCUCUGCUGCUAGGAUCUCUGAGCUGCGGAUGGUAACAAAAACAAGUGAUGGUCUAACGAUUGGGGCUGGCUGCAGCCUGGCGCAGGUGAAGGACAUCUUGGUUGAGAGGAUAUCUGAGCUCCCGGAGGAGAAAACCCAGACCUACCGAGCCCUCGUAAGGCACCUGCAGUCUCUGGCGGGCCAGCAGAUCCGGAAUCUGGCGUCCCUAGGAGGACAUGUUAUAAGCCGCCACUGCUACUCAGACCUGAAUCCGAUUCUUGCUGUGGGCAAUGUGACUCUGAAUCUGAUAUCUGAAGAUGGAGCGCGGCGCACUCCCCUGGAUGAACAUUUCCUGGCUGGCUUGGCGAGCGCGGACCCCAAGCCGCAGGAAAUCUUGGAGUCCGUGUACAUCCCUCACUCGCAAAAGUGGGAAUUCGUGUCAGCCUUCCGACAGGCUCAGUGCCAGCAGAACGCCCUGCCCGACGUAACUGCCAGCAUGCGUGUGCUUUUCAGAGAAGGCACAGACACCGUAGAGGACCUGAGCAUUGCCUAUGGAGGCGUGGGGGCCGCCCCCAUCAUCGCGCGAAAAUCCUGCCAACAGCUCCUGGGGAGGCGCUGGAAUGAGCUGAUGCUGGAUGAGGCUUGCAGGCUGCUUCUGGAGGAAGUCCGCCUCAUGGGCUCGGCUCCAGGUGGCCGGGUAGAAUUCAAGAGGACCCUGGUGGUCAGCUUCUUCUUCAAAUUCUACCUGGAGGUUUUGCAGGAGCUGAAGAAGCUGGCAAAGCUGUGCUCUGUGCUUGACAGCCGUCAUCAUCCUGAGAUUGCAGACCGGUUCCUAAGUGCACUACAAGAUUUCCCAGUCACAGUGCCCCAGGGAGUGCAAAUGUACCAGAGUGUGGAUUCUCAGCAACCUCUCCAAGAUCCAGUUGGACGCCCCAUCAUGCACCUGUCGGGUCUGAAACAUGCCACAGGCGAAGCUGAAUUUUGUGAUGACAUCCCCAUGGUGGAUAAGGAACUUUUCAUGGCUUUGGUGACCAGUACCAGGGCUCACGCCAAAAUCAUAUCAAUAGAUUUGUCUGAGGCCCUCGAACUACCAGAGGUGGUUGAUGUGAUAACAGCUGAUGACAUUCCAGGCACCAACGGUGCUGAAGAUGACAAAUUACUGGCUGUGGACAAGGUACUUUGUGUGGGCCAGAUCAUCUGUGCUGUGGUUGCAGAGACAGACGUGCAGGCCACGCGAGCAGCUGGAAAGAUCAAGAUCACUUAUGAGGAUCUGGAGCCCAUGGUCUUCACCAUUGAGGACGCCAUAAAACACAAUUCAUUCCUAUGCCCUGAAAAAAAACUUGAACAAGGAAAUGUCGAGAAGGCAUUUGAAAAAGUGGAUCAAAUUGUUGAAGGAGAGGUCCACGUUGGCGGACAAGAGCAUUUUUAUAUGGAAACACAAAGAGUGCUUGUAAUUCCAAAGGCCGAAGACAAAGAGCUGGACAUUCACGUGUCUACCCAGGAUCCAGCCCACGUGCAGAAAACAGUGUCGUCCACGUUAAACAUCCCCCUCAACAGGAUCACCUGUCAUGUGAAACGAGUGGGUGGAGGUUUCGGAGGGAAGGUGGUCAGGCCAGCUGCAUUUGGAGCCAUUGCAGCAGUAGGCGCUGUUAAAACUGGCCGUCCCGUUCGUCUGGUUCUUGAUCGUGAAGAUGACAUGUUAAUAACCGGGGGAAGGCACCCAUUAUUUGGAAAAUACAAAGUGGGCUUCAUGAACAACGGGCGCAUCAAAGCUCUGGACGUGGAAUGCUAUGUUAACGGAGGAUGCACGCUGGAUGACUCCGAGCUGGUAACAGAAUUUCUCAUACUAAAGCUGGAAAAUGCAUAUAAGAUCCGCAACCUCAGGUUCCGGGGCCGAGCAUGCAUGACAAACUUACCUUCCAAUACGGCCUUCCGUGGAUUUGGCUUCCCACAGGGGACCCUGGUGACAGAAGCUUGCAUCACAGCUGUGGCAGCCAAAUGUGGCCUCCUUCCAGAACAGAUCAGGGAGAAAAACAUGUACAAAACAGUUGACAAAACCAUCUACAAACAAGCCUUCAGCCCUGAGGCCCUGAUAAGAUGUUGGGCAGAAUGCCUGGACAAGUCGUGCUUUCACAGCCGAAGAAUUCAAGUGGACGAGUUCAACAAGCAGAAUUACUGGAGGAAGAAAGGCCUUGCUGUCAUCCCCAUGAAGUUCUCGGUUGGCUUUGCUGCGACCACCUUUCAUCAGGCUGCGGCACUCGUCCAUGUCUACACGGACGGGUCUGUGCUGGUCACUCACGGAGGCAAUGAACUGGGACAAGGAAUUCACACCAAAAUGCUCCAGGUGGCCAGCCGCGAAUUAAAAAUACCCAUGUCUUACAUGCACCUCUGCGAAACAAACACAGCAACUGUGCCGAACACGAUUGCUACAGCAGCAUCCAUUGGUGCAGAUGUCAACGGCCGAGCAGUGCAGAACGCGUGCCAGGUGCUUCUGAAACGCCUGGAGCCCAUCAUUAAAAAAAAUCCAGACGGUUCAUGGAAGGACUGGAUUGGAGCUGCAUUCGAGAAACGAAUCAGUCUCUCAGCCACUGGAUAUUUCAGGGGUUACAAGGCCUUCAUGGACUGGGACAAGGGGGAAGGGGACCCGUUCCCCUACUACGUCUACGGAGCCUCCUGCUCAGAGGUGGAAAUCGACUGCCUGACAGGCGCUCACAGAAAAAUCAGAACGGACAUCGUCAUGGAUGCAUGUUGCAGUCUAAAUCCAGCUAUUGACAUUGGGCAGAUCGAAGGUUCCUUCAUUCAGGGAAUGGGCCUUUACACCACCGAAGAGCUGCACUACUCCCCCGAAGGCAUCCUUCUGUCUCGGAGCCCGAAUGAGUACAAAAUUCCAACCGUCACUGAUGUCCCGGAGGUGUUUAAUGUCUCCCUCUUGCCAUCAUCCCAAACCCCGCUGACCAUCUAUUCAUCCAAGGGCCUCGGAGAGUCUGGAAUGUUCCUGGGGUCCUCUGUCUUCUUUGCCAUUGCCGACGCAGUGGCGGCAGCACGCAGAGAAAGAGACAUGGCCGAGGACUUCACGGUGACGAGCCCAGCCACGCCGGAGCGGGUUCGGAUGGCCUGUGCAGACCGCUUCACAGAAAUGAUUCCAAGAGAUGAUCCUAAGACAUUUAAACCUUGGUCGAUCCCUGUAGCAUAAUACUUCUGUGAUUUCCUUAAAGGUGUUUCAGAUUUUCAUGAAUGAAAAAUGGCUUAUUGAUUUUUGCUGGACUCCAAAUUGCUAUUUCCAUAAUGUUAUGGAACCACACACAUACACACACACACACACACAAUCUAGAAACUAGAUUCGAACUUGAUUAUAUUAACAAGAUGAAUCAUUAUUUACAAAUCAUUUAGUUAGACUGUCUAGGCUAGAGGCCACCAGACAGGUACUGUAGUAUCCAAGGGAGACAGGUUUAUUGCUGAUUGCUUUAAAAACAAGCAGGGGCUGGGGUUCUGGCACAGUGGGUUAAGCCAGCUGCUGCAAAGCCAGCAUCCCAUAUGGGUACCGAUUUGAGUCCUGGCUUCUCCACUUCUAAUCAAGUGCCCUGCUCAUAUGCCUGGGAAAGCAACAGAAGAAGUGCUUGGGCCCCUGCACCCAUGCAGGAGACCACAAGAAGCGCCUGGCUCCUGGAUUUGGCCUGACCCAGCCUCAGCCAUUUGGGAAGUGAACCAGUGGAUGGAAGAUCUCUCCCUCUUUCUCUCUGUAGCUAAUUCUGCCUUUCAAAUAAAUAAAAUAAACCUUAAAAAUCAAACAAAUAUAUAAAUGUUGCUGUAAUCACUAAAUCUCCCUUUCUGGGCGCUUGCAGUCUGCGUAGACUGGUAAUACAGAUCACAAUCAUUGAGUGAGAGACAUUUCUCAGUAGAGAAAGAUGUAAUCACUUUCCCAGUGAUGUAUUUGAUUCAGAAGCCACAGGGUAGCAGCAUAUAUUUUUGUUCCAUUUAAGCCAUAGAUUGGUCUCUGGAUGUGCACUUGACAGCAAAGGAAAGAUACUUUCUUAACAUAAAUCUGCUAUUUGGUCAGCAUUCUUUUGGAAUUUAAAGGAUUUUUUCUUUAUUGAUGAAAAGCAUUCAAUCUUUGAAGACAGUUUCAGAAAUACCAUGUGGCUCAGUUUCCCACACAUCAAAGUGGGUAACGUGGAGCAAAGGAAUCAUAAAUUGUCAUCCUGCCUGCGCUGUGGCUUAAAACAUGAAGAAUCCACCAACUUCCAUUAACCUGAGCUGUAGGGGCCUGCCAAGGAGGAGAAAUCAGCAUGCAAAUUAGGCCUCAUCUGACCACAGAGGAGGGGGAAAACAGGCCCUUGAGGAGCAGAAGUCACGUGACCAGGCUCAGCCCACCCUGGUCUGGAGCAAGUUUGAAGUGUUUGAAGAAGGUGAGGCAGAGCUGAGUGUGCCAGGUGGCUGGGGAGCUGAACGGUGUAGCCCAGGGGAGGCCGAAGGCCACGGGGGCCAUCAGCUUUGCAUGAAGGGACUGCGGCUCAGCUGCCCACAGCCCCGCUUCUGGCUUUGGGGGACACCCUAGACUACAGGAGCCCAAGGAAAGACGUGGGGCAGGGGCACAAAGAGAAAGGAGACACUGAACCAGCGCUGUGGCUCAGUGGGUUAAAGCCCUGGGGUGAAGCGUCGGCAUCCCAUAUGGGCGCCGGUUCGAGACCCAGCUGCUCUACUUCCAAUCCAGCUCCCUGCUAUGGCCUGGGAAAGCAGUAGAAGAUGGCCCAGAUCCUUGGGCCCCUGCACCCGCGUGGGAGACCCAGAAGAAGCUCCUGGCUCCUGGCUUCUGAUCAGCGCAGCUCCAGCCAUUGCGGCCAUCUGGGAAGUGAACCAGCAGAUGGAAGACCUUUCUGUCUCUACCUCUCUCUGUAACUCUGUCUUUCAAAUAAAUAAAAUAAAUCUUAAAAGAGAGAGAGAGAAAGAGAGAGAGAGAGAGAGAGAGAGAGAGAAGACAGAGAAGAGCUGGGAACUCAGUGGCAGUGGCUGGGGUGAAACAAAGUGAAGGGGCCAGCACCGUGGCUCAUUGCAUCUCAUAUGGGUGCCAAGUUCUAGUCCCGGUUGCUCCUCUUCCAGUCCAGCUCUCUGCUGUGGCCCAGGAGUGCAGUGGAGGAUGGCCCAAGUGCUUGGGCCCCUGCACCCGUGUGGGAGACCAGGAGGAAGCUCCUGGCUCCUGGCUUCGGAUCAGCGUCGCUCCAGCCAUGGUGGCCAUCUGGGGAGUGAACCAAUGGACUGAAGACUUCUCUCUCUCUGCCUCUCCUCUUUCUGUGUAACUCUGACUUUCAAAUAAAUAAAUCUUAAAAAAAAAAAAAAGAGAGAAUGAGAGAUGUUGGUUUUAUCACUUGUAUCACUUUAAAUGAUGGUAAAUACUCUUUAUUAAAAAACUUGGUCUAUUAGGGAUAAGGGUGGUUAGUGGGCAUUUAUUCAUUUACCAUACUAUAAGGCAGUAAAAAAAGAAGGGAGGGCGGGUAGUAUCUGAAUAAAAAUUUUCCUUGUGAGUUGAUGCUGAAAAACCUGCGCUUGUAGGGCCAGUUUUAGGCCUGCCACUUGGGAUGGCUGCAUCCUAUAUCAGAAUGCCAGUACUUGGGGCUGGUGCUGUGGCGCAGUGGGUUAACACCCUGGCCUGAAGCACUGGCAUCCCAUAUGGUUGCCGGUUCUAGUCCCAGCUGCUCCUCUUCCAAUCCAGCUCUCUGCUAUGGCCUGGGAAAGCAGUGGAAGAUGGCCCGAGUCCUUGGGCUCCUGCACCCACACAGGAGACCAAGAAGAAACUCCUGGCUCCUGGCUUUGGAUCAGCCCAGCUCCAGCCAUUGCAGCCAAUUGGGGAGUGAACCAUCGGAUGGAAGAUCUCUCUUUCUCUCUGCCUCUCCUCUCUCUGUGUAACUCUGACUUUCAAAUAAAUAAAUAAAUCUUUAAAAAAAAAAAGAAUGCCAGUAUUCAGUACUUUAUUAAUAUCCGUGCCAUCCCAGAUUUUUUUGUAAAGAUGUAUUUAUUUAAUUGAAAGAGAAGGAGUGGGGAGAGAAAAAGAGAGAGAGAGAAAGAGAGAGAGAUCUCAUCUGCUGGUUCACUCUACAGAUGGCCACACAACAGCCAGUGAGGGGCUGGGCCAGGAGGCUGGAACUCAAUCUGGGUCUCCCACGUGGGUGGCAGGGACCCAGAUAUUGGAACCACCACCUGUUGACUGCCAGAGUUUGGCAUUAGCAGGAAGCUGGAUCAGAAGAGGAGGCAGUACUUAAACCCAGAGGCCCUGAUACAGGAUGCAGGCUUCCCAUGCUGUGCCAAAUGCCCACCCCCAGAACUGUUUUUUAAAGAAAACUAAUUUUAUCCCACAAAGGUCUGGGAACUCCUCCAAGACAAUUUUAAUCCUGCAUUGUAAGAGUGGGACCUGAAAGGCAUCCUAAGAAGAGAAGUUCUACUUUUUGUCAUCAGAGAAAUUGGAAUUAAAUCUACUUAAUGGUAUACUCUAUGGCCUUCUUUUGGAAUAAUUAUUAAUUAUAUUAUCAUUAGCUUAUUUGGAAGGCAAAGCAGCCCUACUUACUGAGUUUCUGUGAGAAAUUAUGAAUAACGUGCAGAUGUUUGGGGAAGAGUGACAUCCUCUACACAGGCGAGGUCUGCUAGGACCACACUCAGUGUGGCAGCAGCCAUGCUGUUCCGCAGGCAGGAGCAGGACUGUUGCUGCUGUGACUACUAGUGUGGCAGUGUCGAGGUCCUGGUCAGUGCAGGUGUUUUUUUUUUUUGUUUUUGUUUUUUUUUUUUGUUUUUGUUUUGUUUUUUUUGACAGGCAGAGUAGACAGUGAGAGAGAGAGACAGAGGGAAAGGUCUUCCUUUUGCCGUUGGUUCACCCUCCAAAGGCCGCCACGGCUGGCGUGCUGCGGCCGGCACACUGCACUGAUCCGAAGGCAGGAGCCAGGUGCUUCUCCUGGUCUCCCAUGGGGUGCAGGGCCCAAGCACUUGGGCCAUCCUCCACUGCCUUCCUGGGCCACAGCAGAGAGCUGGCCUGGAAGAGGGGCAACCGGGACAGAAUCCGGCGCCCCGACCGGGACUAGAACCCGGUGUGCCGGCGCCGCAAGGCGGAGGAUUAGCCUAGUGAGCCGCGGCGCCGGCCAA
Oryctolagus cuniculus (rabbit) is the source of this 8189-nucleotide messenger RNA. Lineage: Eukaryota; Metazoa; Chordata; Mammalia; Lagomorpha; Leporidae. The record is from RefSeq and is a predicted model, not a curated record.